AUGCCAGCCGUAGAAAAAGUUCAAAAUUUUUUAAAUCUCUUAAAAUAUAAGUUAAAGCCAGCCAGGCGAUCAGAGAGUGUUUUCAUCAAGUUUUCUGACUUUUUUAUUUCCGAAAAGAUUUUUAAUCUUUAUGGGCUUCAUAAUCUGCCAUCUAGUUUAUCAAAUGAUGGCAGUAAGAAGAGAAAGUUGCUCUUCCAGGCGUCAAUUUUCAGCGUUGCUAUAUUCACGGUUUUGUCGCUAAUUAGUCUAAAAAUAGGACUGACCAACGACGGCUCCCUCCUAAUGUUGUACGAGAACGGAAUUGAAUUUUGUGUCGCGGCUAUGAUUUACAUUAAGACAUUCUUAAUUGCUUACUACUACUGCGAAAAGUUAAAGGAAGUGAUCGAGGUUCUUGAUUUAUAUUACCCGAAUGAUGGAUGGAAUCAGCAAGUCUUUCAAGUGUCUGGGCAUUUAAAAACUUUAAAAAUCCAUGAAAUAUUGGCUAUUUUAUCUUAUGCUAUUGCAUGCUCUGCAUUUUGCUUCAUGCCAUACUUUGUUCAGCUUUAUGGUCUUCUAACUUCUCAGAAAUUUGAACUUGACUCGAUUCUUCACUUCUACUUGCCUAUUAUUGACCAAAAUCAGCUGGUUGUAUACGCUAUCCUGAAUCUUAUUGUAUUGUACGCAAUGUAUUCGGGAACAGUCUUUACGUUAAUGACUGACUUAUUGUAUGUCGAGCUUGUAGCUUUAGCAAGCAUGGAAUUGAGCAAUUUGGGUCAACUGAUGAGUGAAAUUGAUCCAGAUGAUGGCAUGGAAAAUGCUCAAAAGGAAUUAGAAAGACUCACAAAAGUUCACGAGGAGUUGAUUGAAGUCACCAGAAAAUUAAAUGAAAUUUUUUCGAUCAUCAUGUUCAUUGAUCUCUUUGGAAUCAUUGCAUUGAUGUGUCUUUCUGCAUUUAUGACUUUUGUAAGUAAUUGCUUUAGUGGAUAUUGGAAUUUAGUGGAUAUUGGAAUUCUGCGAUUAAGUAAUUUGAGUCAUACAAAGUGA
Messenger RNA from Chironomus riparius, 1023 nucleotides. NCBI's taxonomy places the organism in Eukaryota, Metazoa, Arthropoda, Insecta, Diptera, Chironomidae. The record is from the annotation of a GenBank genome assembly.